CGCGUCUUCAGAGUGAACUUUCUUCUGCUUUGUGUGAAACCUAAAAUCAGUUUUCUGGGAGGUUCUGCAGAGCCUUUGUUCGACCGAACAGCUGGGGUUCUGCUCCGCCUGCAGGGCGUAGACACUGGGUCCAGUCUGGAGCCUCGACUGAGGAGGAGGGAGAGAAGGAGGAAGGAAGCGUCCAGCGGUCAGUGAGCCGCAGCCAGACAGCAGGAGGGAAAGCCCGGCCGCAGCGGCCACCGCGCCCCGCUGGAGGAUGGAGGAACAGGAGGAGAUGAUCUGGGCUGGAGAGAGAAAACUUGAAGCAACAGAGUGAAUCAAUGAAAGGAAAGCAGGCAGGGCGACCACUCUGCUAAUGACUGAUUUUAUAUAAUUGGACCAUGAGCCGAACCGAGCCAGUAAUGGAAGAGGAUCCAGACAUCUGCGCCGCGCAUCACCGCCCAGAUCGCCUCUCAGACGCCGCGGACGCACCGCCACAGAUCACCGCAGAAAACUGCUACGAGCUGCUGGAGGAGGCGAAGCGCUGCGGCUCGGAGCGCGACAGGGAGCGGCUGCUGGGCUUCAUGAGCGACCACUACCUGCAGGUUCUGCGGAACCCCGCAGUGUUCGGCCGGCUCACCGCGGCGGAGAGGGAGCUCAUCCUGGCUCGCAGGAUGGAGGGGAGGAAGGUGCUGGCGGUGGCAGAGUUCUGCGAGGUGCUGGAACGCGGGGGCGGCCGCCCGCACAGCCCGCAGCUGGAGGACCCCACCCAGCGGCGGGUGUUCUGCCUGGACCCGGACACCCAGCGGUGGGAGGUUCUGACCGCCCUGCCAGAGGAGGUCCCGGCUAAAGGCUCCGGGAUGUGCACCCUCUACAACUACCUGUUCGUGGCGGGCGGGGUGAGGACGCGGACGGACGGCCGCUCCAAGGCGUCGGACCGGGUGUUCUGCUUCAACCCGCGGACCGGCCAGUGGAGCCCGGUCCGCCCGCUGACGCAGCCCCGCUGCCAGCUGCGGCUGGUCUCCAUGGACGGACACCUGUACGCCAUCGGGGGGGAGUGUCUGUUCACCGUGGAGCGGUACGACCCGCGCGCGGACAGGUGGGCUCACGUGGCUCCGCUGCCUAAAGGUUCCUUUGCGGUCGCGCACGAGGCCGUUGCGUGCGGCGGCGCGCUGUUCGUGUCCGGCGGCUCGCUCUUCUACCGCCUGCUGCGUUACGACAGCCGCCGCGACGAGUGGGAGGAGUGUCCGUUCAACGAGAGCCGGCGGCGCUCCACGGACAUGGUGGCGCGCCGCAGCCUCAUCUACCGCUUCGACGUGGAGCGGGAGCGCGCGGCCGUGAGCGUGUACAGGUACAACACGCUGGUCAAGGUGUGGCUCGGCGGCGCGCUCUUCCCGCUGGAGAACCCGCAGCCGUUUCGCUGCGCGGUGCUGGAGGACCGCAUCUACUGCGUGAGCCGCAGCCACGCGCUGCAGUUUGAAGUGCGGGAGGAGCGGGGGGGCUUCCUGCAGGAGGUGCUGCCUUCUCCUGCCGAGGCCCGAGGAACUCUGGUCCCGUUUGUCCUCAGUCUGGACAAGUGAUAAGACGCUGCAGGUUCAAAGCUGAGAAGUUGCUGGUUCGAAUCCCAGCUACCCUCCACAACAGGGAAGUCCUGCAAUAAGCCACUGAAAAAAAGGUGUAAAUAACACUGGAUUCAAAUAGUUUAAUGUAAAGUUGAGUGGAAGGAAAAAGUGUUGCACCGUUUUUUUUUCUUUAGUUUGAAAUAUUUUCUUUUUUCAGAAACCCAAAAAUUGGUGCUACUUCCCAAUCCUUUGAAAGCUGUGAUCACCCCUGAUGCAUGUUCACUUGUUCACCCAUACCAUGCUGAUGUUCUUAAGUAUCCUAAAGGUUCAGGUCAGGUCAUGUUGUAGCCCAGCUGUAGUUAAAGCCAAUACCAGUAAUUUUAUGUGAGCAAGAACCUAGUUAUAUGAAUAAAUGUCCUCAAAAACUAAUUUUUAUAUCACAUUUUUUCCUUCCACUUACCUUUCUAAUAAAAUGCAAUUUGAGGUG
Messenger RNA from Cyprinodon tularosa, 2028 nucleotides. Its product is annotated as kelch repeat and BTB domain-containing protein 11-like. The record is from RefSeq and is a predicted model, not a curated record. NCBI's taxonomy places the organism in Eukaryota, Metazoa, Chordata, Actinopteri, Cyprinodontiformes, Cyprinodontidae. The coding region runs from base 381 to 1559 and encodes 392 amino acids. Gene Ontology annotation, molecular function: protein binding. The transcript has a single exon.